CUCUUCUCCAGCUGAGCAGUGAAUUCUGUGGUGUCUUGAAAGCACGGACAGAUCAUGAUGGCUGUCUCGGGAGAGCAUGCUCUGGCUGGAGAAAAAAUGCUCAGGAUGCCCAGCUGCCUCCUAAAGCUGACCAGGAUGGUGCUCAGCCACAAACCCUGUGCCCUGUUUAUCCUCAUCAUUGGGUUUGUAUCCUUUGCCUACAUCAAGUUGUACUGGGGCAUCUGGGAGGACCCAAAGAGCAGAGCCCCCACCUACGGCUUGUCUGCUGAGAUCAGCUGUGCUCACUAUGUGCCUUCUGCCCUCGACAUUGCUGGUGGGCCCUCUCCUCCCACAGGAAAUGUGUUUUUUGUGGAGACCUCAGAGCAAACUUCCCCAAGUUACCUGUUCUCGUGCUCUGUGGAGUCAGCGGCCAGGACACACCCUGCAUCAAGAGUUGUGGUGCUCAUGAAAGGUUUGGCCAAAGGGAACGCCUCCUUACCCAAGCACUGGGCUUUCUCCUUGCUGAGCUGCUUCCCCAACGUGGAAAUCCGGCCCCUAGACUUGACAGAGCUCUUUUCUGGAACGCCUCUGGCACAGUGGUUCUUGCAGCCUCAGCGGCAACAGGAGCCUCAUUUUUUACAUGUCCUCUCUGACGCCUGCAGAAUCGUCCUCAUGUGGAAAUUUGGUGGCAUCUACCUGGAUACAGACUUCAUUGUGCUUAAGAACUUAGAGAACCUCACCAAUGCCCUUGGGAUUCAGGAUGACAAUGAACUGAAUGGGGCAUUUCUGUCCUUUAAGGCCAAGCACCAGUUCAUGGAGCUGUGCAUGCAGGACUUUGUGCAGAAUUACAAUGGCUGGGUCUGGGGGCACCAGGGCCCAGAGCUUCUAACUCGUGUCUUCAAGAAGUGGUGCUCCCUCGGGACUAUCAAGAGCAUGAGCUGCAAAGGUGUGAGUGCUCUUGCCCAAGAAGUUGUUUAUCCUAUUCCCUGGCAGGACUGGAAGAAGUUGUUUGAGGCAGUCAGUGCCUUGGAGCUUCAGAAACUCCUUAAGAACACCUAUGCAGUGCACAUAUGGAACAAACUGAGCCACGGGACCAAGUUGGAGAUCCCCUCCCAGGCUCUGCUGGCUCAGCUCUAUUCCCAGUUCUGCCCUGCCACCUAUGCAAAGAUGAAACAGGACUCGGAAGAGUUGUCCAGUCAUGCAGUGUGACCUGGGGGACCUUGGCUGCAGAGAUGUUCCCCAGGCUGAAGGAAACCGAGUGCCUUAGACCUACCCCAGAGUUGGUUUUUAGUCCCCAGAGCAGGUGUUCUUUGUGACAGCUCUGUGGUUUUGUGCCUGAUAGUCCCUCCAGGCCCUUCACCAUCUCCAAAAUCCUACUUUGGACACUCUCUAACAGCUUUAGAUCUUUCUUAUAUUGUGGCACCCAAAACACAAUAUUCACAGUGAGGCCAUCCCAGCCCAGAGCAGAGUGGGACAAUCCCCUCCCUGCCCUGUCUGGCCAUGCUGGGCCUGUUGCCCCAGCACAGGGCUGUCCCUCCUGGCUUCCAGGGCACUGCUGCCCCAUGUCCAACUGGCCAUCAACCAAGACCCCCAGGUCCCUGUCCACAACACUGCUCUCCAGCUUCUCAUUCCCAGUCUGUCUGUACAUCCAUGGCUGUCCUGUUCCAUGUGCAGAAUCCAGCCUUUGCCUUUGUUAACUUCACGCAGUUGGUAAUUGCCCAGCCCUGUCAUUUAUCCAGGGCUCUCUGCAGGGUCUCUUCGCCCUUGAGGGAGUCAACAGCUCCUCCCAGUUUUGUAUCAUCUGCAAGCUUACUUAGUAUCCCUUCCUGUCCUGCAUCCAAGGUUUUUAUGAGGAUUUUUAAGAGCGCAGGGCCUAAGAGGGGCCCUGUGGAACCCCACAAGUGAUAGGCUUCCAGUCUGCUGUCACCCAGGUACUGUCAUUCGUUGUGCUUGACCCGUGAGCAAGUUGCUCAGCCAUCACACAGUGUGUUUAUCCAGCUGUGUGCUGCACACUGAGAUAGAUGAUAUCCAAAGCUUUACUGAAAUCCAAAAAGAUUACAUCUACUGAUGUUUUUUGAUCAACUGGGUGGGUUACCCUAGCAUAAAAGGAAAUUAUUUUUGAAAAGCGGGACUUUCCUCUCAUGAAGAUGUGCUGGCUGCGACCAAUGACUGUGUUGUCCUUCAGGUGUUUUUCAAUACAUCCCAGAAUAAUCAUAAUAAUCUCCAUAAUUUUACCAGGGACUGGAGUGAGACUGACAGGCCUGUAGCUUCCAGGGUCAUCCUUCUUGCCCUCUUUGAAAACUGGCAUCUCUACAGAUUCUCAAGACUGUUGGAAAAUUAUCAAGUGAUGCCUCGCAAUGAUAGCAGCCAGCUCUUUAUGGAUUCUCAGAUUAAUCCCGUCACACCCCAUAGACCUAUAGGGAUCCAGCUGGAGCAGCAGAUCCCUCACAACUUCAGGGUUAACUCAGAGUUUAUCAUUCUCAUCCGCAGUCACAGUCCUCUAGCUCAGGGUGCUGGGACCUCUCUAGUCCAUCAUCAGUGCUGAAGACAGAGGCAAAGAAAGCAUUAAACAUCUCUGCCUUGUCCAUGGCCCUGUUUGUGAGGUGAUCAUCCUCAUCCUGUAAUGGGCUGAUGUAAUUUCAGCACUGCCUUUUGCCAUUAAUGUAUUUUUAAAACCAUCCUUUUAUUGUCCCAAACAUUUCUGGUGGCUUCAAUUGCAAUGGAGCUUUGGCCACACAAAUUCUCCCCCUACAGUGGUGAGCAGCAUCUCUGUAUUCCUUCCACAUCACCUGUCCUUGCUUCCACUGGGCAUACACCUUCCUUUUUUACCUUAUCUCCAUAAGAAGAUUCCUGUUCAGCCAAGGUGGCCUUCUGCCUCAUCUGCUUGAUUUCCGAUUUUUAGGAAUUGCCUGUUCCUCUGUCCUCAGGAAUUGGUGCUUAAAAACUGACCAGCACUGAUGGACCCCAGGACCUUUAAAACCAUUUUUCCAGGUGUGUUGGUUCUCAAAUCAAAUCUCAAAUCUCAAAAUCUCAAAUUUUGAGGAAAAAAAAAAUCUCAAUUUUUUUUCUCAAAAUCUCAAAUUCAAGACCUCAAAAAUCUCAAAUUGACGAACCAAAACCACUACACCAGGGGACUUUACUUAUUGGUUCCCUGAGCAGCCUGAAGUCGCUCUUCCCAUGUCCAGGGUUGAAGUUUUGUUGGCACUUUUCCUCCUGUCACCAAAGAUUUUAAACUGUAUCACUUCAUGUUCACUGUGGCCAAGACAGCCAUCAAUCUCCACUCAAGAGGAUCACAAGAUCCACUCUGUUGACAGGCAAAAAAUUAAGGAGGGAGGGCAUCUUUCUGAGUCAGCUCUCUUAGUACCUGUAGCAUGAAGUUGUCAUCCAGGUGUUUCAGGAAUACAUAGGGAGUAUAUGAAAAUUGUGUUAAAGAAACAGAAAAUAUUUUAAGGCCUGCUGUGGAUCUGAUGACCAUCUCCCCACCUAAAUGUGUUCCCUGUGUGUUCAGGUUAUUAUAUUGUAAUAAUGCAUUUGAAAUAAACCUCUUAUGAAAUGAGAAGAGACUAAAAAAUCCUGGAUUUCUGCCUGUGCCAAAUCAAAGCUUCUGUCUGGAAGGUAAAGUGUAAGCAAUGUGUGAUUAUUGCUCUUUUAGAUAUGCAGUGGCUAAUAAAUAUGAGAAAUAUGUAUAUCAAUUUUAAUAGAAUUUUUUCCUAAAUGCCAUUAUUUGCUGAAAAGUACAGAAGGGAAGACUGAUGUAAUUUAGAUGUAAAUUUAAUGUGAGCAGGAGUAUGUUUCAUGAUUUCUCAGACAGUGUUACAGCACACUACUGAUUAAACACUCCAUUGCAGACCAAA
This is a messenger RNA of Vidua macroura (Pin-tailed whydah), 3833 nucleotides long. RefSeq names its product lactosylceramide 4-alpha-galactosyltransferase-like. The record is from RefSeq and is a predicted model, not a curated record. The transcript has 2 exons. The coding region runs from base 55 to 1188 and encodes 377 amino acids. Gene Ontology annotation, molecular function: acetylglucosaminyltransferase activity. Lineage: Eukaryota; Metazoa; Chordata; Aves; Passeriformes; Viduidae. Gene Ontology annotation, biological process: protein O-linked glycosylation.